UAAAAAUAAUUAAUAUAUAUAUAAGUAUAUAAAUCUAUUUUUAGAUAAAUUUGGGUACCCGAAUACUUCGGUUCGGAUCAGAUUUGGUUCUAUAAAUAACAAAAUUUUGAAUAAUUCGAAUAUUUAAUCAAUUUAUGUUCGGGUUUGGUACUAUAUUUUCGGAUCGGUAUCGGUUCUGUUCCUUGGAUUCAUUUUGUAAAACCCUAAUAAUUACAUAAAAAAACAAAUAUCAACAUAUUUUUCAAAAUAUACAUCUGCGCGCCUGCGCGGGUCAAAAUCUAGUUAUUUAUUAAAACUAAUGACUGAGCCUAAAUUAAAUCAUGGAAUAUGACAAAGAAUUUCUAAAAAUAAUAAAACAUGAAAAUAAUAAAAAUAACCUAAACUUAUGGAGAAUAUGAGAAGUAAGCAAAACUAAAAUUACCACCUAAAAUUAUUUUAAAUAUGAUAAAUAAAUAAAAUUACUAACUAAAAUUAUAAAAAAACAUAACAAAUAAUAAAUAAUUAUGGAGGAUAUGAAAAAUAAGCAAAAAUCAAUGAUAAAUAAGCAAAAAUUACCUAUAAUCAAGGAGAAGAAGACAACUAAGGAAAAUCACUUCAUAAAUAAUAGUAUAGAUCUAACAUAAAUAUAGAAAUGUGAAAAAUACUUAACGAUUUUAUAAAUGUGAUGGCUCGUCGCAAGAGUCUCCUUUUUGUCUGUUUUGGAGAAAUGCUGAUCGAUUUUGUACCAACAACAUGCAGACUAUCAUUGGCCCAAUCACCAGCUUUCAAAAAGGCUACAUGGGGUUCACUUGCAGAUGUAGCUAUAGCCUAUAGGUAUCACUCGUGUUGGUGGUUCAUUAGCUUUCAUUGGGAAGGUGAGACCAAACCUGUAUUUCACGUUUUGAUAUUAAAAACUGCGUUUUUUUUUCUUGAGGCUAUGUGAAUGUAUACAUACAUGUGGGUGAAGAUGAAUUUGGUUUUAUGCUUGCAAAGUUGCAAGUAUAUAUUCUAAAUGAAAUUAGGGUGAACAAUGAAGUAGGAGACAAGUAAAUAUAAAGUUAUGCGUCACACUCACACCAAAACAACUUGGGAAUUUUAAUGCCUAAUUUUAUAAACUCUUAAAAUUUCAAAAUUCUAUAAGAAUACUUGUAAAUCUUCCAAAGAUGUUUUGAAGAUUAAUAAAGCUUUAUAAAUUAUUUUAUAAACCUUUAUCAAUUAUUUAAAACUCUUGCAAAUGAUUUAUUAACCUUUAUAAAUAAUAGAUCAACUCUUAUAAAUGUAUAUAUACCUUAUAAAUGGUUUAUAAACCCUAAUAAGUUAUUUAUAAACACUUAUAAAUGACUUUUAAACUGUUAUGAAUAAUUUAUAAAUCCUUUUAAAAUGAUUUUAUAUACACGUAUAAAAGUUUUAAAAUCUAUUUCAUAAAGUUUAUCAACAUUCUAUAAGAUAAUUCAAAUAUAAUUCAGAUAAUCAGAAUAUUUCGGGUAUUUUUCAUGUAUUCGGGUCAGAUUUUGAGUAAAAUUUCGGAUAUUUUUGGGUAUCUAUAUAUUUUCAAGUUCUUUUUGUGUGUUUUGGGUAUUUUUUGGGCUGGACUCGACAUGAGCCGAACCGAACCCGACCCAGAAUCAAACCGAAUCCGAACUGACAAAUUCUAAUUACCCUAUUGGGCUCAACUAUAUAAGACUCGAACCGAUCCAGACCUGUCAUGACCCAAACUGAACCCAAGCCGACAAAUUCUUAUUACCCUAUUAAGUCUAAAUAUGUAAGACUCGAAGGACCCGGAUCCGACAAGACCCAACCUGUACCCGACCCGAGAACCCAAAUGCCUAGGCCUAAUGGUCACAAUAUAUUAUUGGAAAAUUAUAAGGUUAAUAUAAAAUAUAUUUAAUAAAAUUUCUGAAAUUCGGUUCAAUUUGAAAAAUCACAUAUGCAAAAGGUUGUUUUAACAUGUUUUAAUAGUACAUAUAUUUGACUAUAGUAGAAAUUCUAUAAAUUUAUACUUGAUAAAUUAAUAAGCACGAUAAAUUACUAUAUGUUCUCGGCCUAAUAAUGACACAAAUCGAUAAUACAAUAAAAAUAAUAUAAAGUUGAAUUAAAAUUUAAUUAAGGUAAAAUCAAUUAAUUUUAUUUUUAUAAAAAGUCGGUUCUAAAAUAGAAAAAAAUCUAAAAACAAAUUUUUGUAAAUUAAUAACUCUAGAAAUUAAUAAAAUACCAUAGUCUCAACAUUAUUAUUUUAUAGUUUUUACUGUAUAUAAUUUGACUAUAGUAGAAAUUCUAUAAAUUUAUACUUGAUAAAUUAAUAAGCACGAUAAAUUACUAUAUGUUCUCGGCCUAACAAUGACACAAAUCGAUAAUACAAUAAAAAUAAUAUAAAGUUGAAUUAAAGUUUAAUUAAGGUAAAAAUAAUAUAAAGGUGAAUUAAAGUUUAAUUAAUAGUACAUAUAUUUGGCUAUAGUAGAAGUUCUAUAAAUUUAUACUUGAUAAAUUAAUAAGCACGAUAAAUUACUAUAUGUUCUCGGCCUAAUAAUGACACAAAUCGAUAAUACGAUAAAAAUAAUAUAAAGUUGAAUUAAAUUUUAAUUAAGGUAAAAAUAAUAUAAAGGUGAAUUAAAGUUUAAUUAAUAAUACAUAUAUUUGACUAUAGUAGAAAUUCUAUAAAUUUAUACUUGAUAAAUUAAUAAGCACGAUAAAUUACUAUAUGUUCUCGGCCUAACAAUGACACAAAUCGAUAAUACAAUAAAAAUAAUAUAAAGUUGAAUUAAAGUUUAAUUAAGGUAAAAUCAAUUAAUUUUAUUUUUAUAAAAAGUCGGUUCUAAAAUAGAAAAAAAUCUAAAAGCAACUUUUUGUAAAUUAAUAACUCUAGAAAUUAAUUCCCAAUUAAUAAUAGUCCUAACAUUAUUAUUUUAUAGUUUUUACUGUAUAUAAUUUAGUCAUUCGUUUAAUGCAAGUAGAUAUUACUUUAAAUUUUUUAAAAAUAAAUACUAAACAUUAUUAAUUAGUUUGUUGGGAACCAAAAAUUAGAGUAGUAUUUGAGGAAGGUAAAAGAAAAUAGUCAACAAAUGGAAGAGUAUAUUGUGGUAAAAGAAAUGAGUCAACAAAUGGAAAAUUAUAUUAACAAAAAAAGAAAGUUGACUGCCAUUUAUGGUUCCAUAUCUUUCUUGUUAGGCAAUGGACAAAAGCUGAAACAUACAUUAACGUUAUAUAAAUACAUGUCAUGAAACCAUUUCUUUAAAUUAUUAUAUUUCAAUUGAGGGUUUUCUUUUGUUUCCGCUCAUUUUUUGCUGUGUGUUCUUCUUCACCAAUUCUCUCUUUCUAGAAAAGCUUGAGAAGCUGCCAUUAAAUCCAUUCAACGUGAAGCUUCUCUCUGCUCUUUCCUUUCAUCAUCGCAGUUUGAAAGGGAGGCUUAAGCUGUAGAGUAAUGUUGGAGACUAGUAAUGAAGACUGUGGAUCAGGACAAUCAUCAGAGGAAGAGAAUUUAAAUAGACAAAGAAGAUAUUUAGAAGCACUUGCGGAGUGGCGUUCGUCUGAUCAAGUUGAGAAUGGGUUUCCUUCGACGUGGCCUCCCAACUGGGACAUUGAUGAUGGAUCAAAACAUUCUGAACUAUAUGGGAAACAUACUUGGAAGAUUGAGAAAUAUUCAGAAAUCAACAAACCUGAGCUCCGCAGUGAUGUUUUUGAUGCUGGGGGAUACAAAUGGUAUAUUUCAAUAUAUCCACAAGGGUCUGAUGUUUGCAACUAUCCCGCUUUGCUUCUCUGUCUUGCAAACCAUGCAGAAAUUCCUCCGGGCUGCAGUCAUUUUGUUCAGUAUACUUUAGCUCUUGUGAAUAAAGAUCCAAAGAAAUCGAUAUAUUUUGAUUCACUAAACAGGUUAAAAAAGCUGGAGCAUUACUGGGACUGGGAUAAGCUUAUAGAGUUACCUAAAUUACAGGAAGGGUACAUUGAUGAUUUGGACUCUCUUAUCAUUAAAGCUCAAGUUCAGGUGAUCAGAGAGAAAAUCGACAGACCUUUCCGCUGCCUUUCUAGUCAGUACAGGAGGGAACUUCUUAGGGUAUAUUUGCCAUAUGUAGAGAACAUUUGCUGGCAGUUUAUGGAAGUGGAAAGAAUCAAACUUUUUAACCUGAUGCAAGACAAUGAAAAAUGGGAAAGCUUUAGUUCCUUCUGGUUACGGCUGGACCAAAACACAAGGCGUAAGAUGUCUCGAGAAAAAAUGGAUGUGGUUCUAAAUAUAGCUGCAAAAUUCUUCUUUGUCUUGAGGCAAGGUACAUCCACUUUGAUGAUGGAUUCCUUGUACAGUGGGUGGAAGACUAUUGAAGACGAAACUAAGAAGAAGAAAAAUAGGCAGAGACAAAUGGAUAACGUAGAAUUGCCAGCAGGCCCCGCUCCAAUUGUUAGUGUGGACCAAGACAUGUUUGUAUUAGUGGAUGAUCUGUUAGUACUCAUGAAGAGGACUGUUAUGGCGCCAUUGUCUAUAAAAGAGGAAAAUGGUUCUCAAAACCCUUCGAAGGUGUGGGAUGUUGGAGAGGAAUACAGUGAAGAAGCCAUAGUGCGUGAUGAGAGUCGUUUAACUGAGGUUGGUAGGCGGACUAUGGAGAUGCUUGUUCUUACACAUAUAUACGGCAGCAAGGUUGAAGUUGCAUACAAAGAACAUACUGCAUGGGAAAUGCAAGAAGAACUUAUUCGCGAAGAAGAGGAAGAGUGGCUGGCAGAAAGCAAACACAAGGCAAAAAGAGGAACAACCGAAAAAGAGAGAAAAUCUAAGAAGAAACAGGCGAAAAAGAAGAAGAACAACAAAAAGGAGAAAAGGAAAGAAGAGAAAGCGAGAUCCCAAACGGAAGAAAGGGAUACUGAGGAAGAGGAAAGUGUUAGAGAGAAAACAGAAUCACCAGCUGAGGAACCUGACACACUUGGAGAGAGCAUGCCUGUUCCUUGUGAAUUAGAUGCCCCUGAGAUUCACAAUCCCCCAUCAGAAAACACUAGUGGAGGCAGAGGAAGAGGCAGUUCCAUAUCUAUCCCUAGUGGAGACAGUUCCAUAUCUUUACCUAAUGGAGUUGCUGAAAGAAAGUCUACCUCAGUUUAUUCUAAUGAAUCUGUCCGGUCAUACAAAGGGAAUGUUUCAAACAGGCAAAACAAGAUUUGGCGUAUAAAAGGAAAAACGCAACCAAGAAACGUAUCUGGUGCCAACAGCUCAGCCACUGAAACAGAGAACCAACCUUCAAGACAUGCAUCGAACCCUAAGAGUCAAAGCCAUUCUUCUGAGACACGCAGAGUUGUUGAAGCUGGCGUGGUUAUCUCUCCCAUCCAGGAAGCACAGAACCCUAGGGAGCAUCAUCCUGUUACCAAGGAUCGUGGGACGGUUUUGACGCAAGAGAAAAGCCCUGCUGUGUUUUCCCCACCCAAAGCUUCUCCCUGGAAUCUCCCAUCUGCGAGGUCACCUGUGUCAGAUCAACAAGCAUCACAAUCUCGAGAUAUUGAGUUCCAAACUGUGGGUUCUAGAGCCGCUCUACAGAAUACUACUUCCACAAUACCUCCUUCUAUGUCAACAAGGCCUUUGCGUGCUCCUACAUUCCUUCCAAAGCCAGCUGCACCUCGAACCUCAGCAACUUCCUUUGCUCGUUCAAUGAGCUCAACAGGCCCUGUAAGUGCCCCGACACAUACUCAAACUUAUAUUCCUCAAUCCUAUAAAAACGCCGUAGUUGGUUCCGACCACUCAAGCUCUCAGUCGACGGGAACAAGCGCAUUGCUCUCAAUAUCUAAUCACUCUGGCUUCCCUAUCAACGUUGCCUCGGCGGAGGUUCCGUGGACUGGUGGUUCAAGCUCAAGCAGAGAUACAAGUGCAACAAAUAUCAGCGGGAAUCAUAGAAUGAACCCUGUAAGUACUAGCAUGAGGCAAAACGGUGCUCAGAUUAGGAGACCAGCACAGAGUCUGAUGACCGAUGAGUUCCCUCAUCUCGGUAUCAUCAAUGAUCUGCUCGAAGAAGAACCUGUUUUGAUGGACGCAACUAGCGGAUACCGUUUGCCACAAUGGUUGAGCGACGUGUACUCAUAUCUUGCGGAUGUGGGGAUCUCUGGCAGGUAUAGGAGUUACAGUGAACACAUGUCAGGUUCAUCAUCUUCUUCUUCUUCUUUUUCGUUGUAUGGGAACGGCCAGAGUGCGAAUAUGGCUACGAGGAGCCAGAACGAUGCAUUCUACUUACCCUACCUUUGACGUAGACUCAUCAAACCCGAACUUGUCAACUCCAAUCAAUGGCUACUGAGUUUUUGUUUUGGAGUGGCAGGUAUGCAUGCAUUUAUAUCUUAUACAUAUGAAGAUGGAAAGAAAACUAAAAGAAAACAAUUAUGUUAUGUUAAUUUUCGUCCUCUUCGUUUCAAAUGAACUCUCUAUACAUUUUUAAAAAUAAUACAGUAAUAAUUAUGUCUCUUUUUAUUUCUUUUGGUGUUCAUAUAUUUUGCUUUUUUUUUAAAGGUUCAUAUAUUUUGCUUUUUUUUUAAAGGUUCAUAAUACAUAUUUUGCUUUCACCCUCUCUAUCCGUUACACAGAAGGUCUCGAGAUAGUGGAUUCUAUAUAUUGUAAUAGAUUUGAGCCAACCAUUUUGGAGUAUUUAAUUAAUGUGUGAGUGCACAACGAGUGUGUUUAGGAUAGAAGUAGAACUAUAACAAAUAUAAGUCCACUUGAACUCUAUUCAAAAUGCUCAUUGCUCAAGGAAAUGGAAAAUGAGAAAAAGAACACAAGUUCUUUGAUAACACUCCAACAUGAUAUCCCCGAUAAUGUUUUUUUGCUCAUUACAUGAUAUCCACAAGAACAUGAUAUCCACAAGUUUUGCGCAUUACACACACGAUGUAUAUAUAUGAUAUCCCCAAUGUUUUUUUGUAAAGAAUAUAACACUCCAACAUAAAAACUUUAUUUUCUCAUAGUUGAAAAACGUUAUGAAGAAAAAAAAAUGUUGUGAUUCGUGAUCAAACGAUGAAAUAUAAGUUUCAGCGGAACAUUUAUUGUGUGGAAAGAAACAUUUAAAUUCUUGAAAAUAUUUUACGUUCUGUUAAAAGUAAUGCAAAUUUUAGGCAUAAAAUGACCACAUGAAAGCCGUAUGAAAAAGGUCAUAAAAUGACCACCAAUUUCGAAAAUGU
This is a messenger RNA of Brassica napus (rape), 7104 nucleotides long. Its product is annotated as TNF receptor-associated factor homolog 1a. Lineage: Eukaryota; Viridiplantae; Streptophyta; Magnoliopsida; Brassicales; Brassicaceae. Gene Ontology annotation, molecular function: protein binding. The coding region runs from base 3398 to 6184 and encodes 928 amino acids. The transcript is spliced from 13 exons. The record is from RefSeq and is a predicted model, not a curated record.